AUGGACAAAACCAAACUGGUGUAUCAGCUUGGUACUCCCUUCUCCAGCGUGCAAUGGCCAGAAAUCUCCCAACAAGAUCAAGAUACGAUGCUAGAUCUCCUCUGCGGCCUCCUGUUUCCAAUAUGCCAGCAUCGGAAUUCAUACAUACACCCUUCCAAGGGCAAAAAGGCCAGGGCGAGGAAGAGGAAGCGCGAUCAGUCAAAUGAGACUCAAACCCAGCUGCCUACACCCCCACUGCCAGCUGUGGCAGCCUCUGUAGACGUCGGUUUGACCACCAUCACCAGAAACCUUGCAGCCUCCUCUUCCAAAUCACGCACCGGAGCAGGCGAAAAUGGUGACCAUGACCAGUGCUCUCCAUACUUUGUAGUCUUCGUGGUCAGGUCGGGCCCACCGUCGACAUUCUUCAGUCAUCUGCCCCAGAUGGUCGCCGCGGCGUCCCGCCAGUUGGAGGAGCCCAUUCGGCUUGUUGGAUUCUCCAAAUCAUGUGAGGAGAAACUGAGCGCGUGUCUUGGUAUCCCCCGGGUAUCGAGUGUUGCUUUGCGGGCCGGAGAAAGCGGCCAGUUGAAAGCCCUGGUCGACUUUGUGCGAAAACAGGUGGCUCCAGUCGAGGCUCCAUGGAUGGAGGAUGGUGGCAAAGGCGAAUUCCGCGAGACAAAGAUCAAUUCGAUUCAGGCACCCAUAGGGACGAAACGUCAGAAGAAGGGAUGA
Messenger RNA from Diaporthe citri, 708 nucleotides. RefSeq lists its product as uncharacterized. Gene Ontology annotation, molecular function: ribonuclease MRP activity. Lineage: Eukaryota; Fungi; Ascomycota; Sordariomycetes; Diaporthales; Diaporthaceae. The record is from RefSeq and is a predicted model, not a curated record. Bases 1 to 708 code for a protein of 235 amino acids. The transcript is spliced from 3 exons. Gene Ontology annotation, biological process: intronic box C/D snoRNA processing; nuclear-transcribed mRNA catabolic process, RNase MRP-dependent; rRNA processing. Gene Ontology annotation, cellular component: ribonuclease MRP complex; cytosol; nucleolar ribonuclease P complex.